Pimephales promelas (fathead minnow) is the source of this 1901-nucleotide messenger RNA. NCBI's taxonomy places the organism in Eukaryota, Metazoa, Chordata, Actinopteri, Cypriniformes, Leuciscidae. The record is from RefSeq and is a predicted model, not a curated record.
UUGUUCAUUUCUUCUUCAGGUGCAUCGGCUGUUUAUACAGACAGAGUGUCAGUGUUUGUGAUGGAGGGAGAUUCAGUCACUCUAAACACUGGAGUUAUAACAAACCAACAAGGAAAGAUUAAAUGGUAUUUUAAUAAUACUCGCAUCGCUCAGAUCAAUGGAGAUCUCAGUAAGUCCUGUACAGAUGUUCAGUGUAAUGAAGACACUGAGAGAUUCAGUGGCAGACUGAAGCUGGAUCAUCAGACUGGAUCUCUGACCAUCAUGAACAUCAUAAACACACACUCUGGAGAAUAUAAACUGCAGAUCAUCGGCAGCAACACCAUCAGUGAAACGAUCUUUAGUAUGACUGUGAAUGUUGUUCCUGGUGCAGAAACGAAUAAAACGAAGACCAAGUCAGUGAAGGAGGGAGAAUCUGUUACUAUUGAUCCUGGUGUAAUAAGAAAACCAAGUGAUGUGAUGAUGUGGUAUUUUAAUGACACUCUCAUCGCUGAAAUCACUGGAGAUCAGAGUCAGAUCUGUACAGAUGAUCAGUGUAAAGAGAGAUUCAGAGACAGACUGAAGCUGGAUCAUCAGACUGGAUCUCUGACCAUCACACACAUCACAAACACACACUCUGGACUCUAUAAACUACAGAUGAUCAUCAUCAACAGAACCUUCAGCAUCAGCAGAGUGAAGAGAUUCAGUGUUUCUGUCAUUGAUGUUCCGGGGUCAGGUCUGUCUUCAGGAGCUGUAACAGUAAUAGUUGUUGCUGUUCUGCUGGUGAUUGCGACUGCUGGUGUGGUUUACUAUUGUCACCACAAGAGCCAUGCACCGGUACCACAGAGUGAUGGCUUGUGAAAGCUCACCGUCUGAUCAGAAAAACAUUCUUCUGAGGAAGAAGACGUCCUUGAAUCAGACUCUGCCGAGGCUGCCAGGAAAACAACGUUAUCUAAAGAACUAUAUAAUGUUGAUACUAUGAUUGAAAUGGACACUGAAGAGAAUUAAGACAUGAUGAAGAGAAGCGGCCCAGGUGAAACUCUUCUCUCUAUUGGUGCUGUUACUGGAUCAGUCACUAUAUUACUACUGUUUAUAACAUUAACCUUGGAAGCCUGUUGUGUGAAACUAGUUGAACAAACUCUGCAUUUUCAAAAUACUUGAUUUAUUGUUUGUCUGUGAGAAUGUUACAGCAUAAUUUCUGUGUGUGUAUAUAGAUAUUUACAGGGGUUAAAGUGAAAAAAAAAAUCCAGAGGGACUUAUCUUCAAUGACACUAUUUAUUUUCAAGUAUUACAGCUGUAUGUUUUUAUGAAUGAAAGCCUUCAAAAGGCUUAAAAAAAUACAAAAACAUUUCAUUUAAGUGAACUUAAAACAAUCCUCACUUAAACCCAUAAUAAAUGUCAUUUACCUGUACGAUACAUAAAUUCAAUAAGGUUAUAAAACAGUCCACACUGCAUGCACCUUAAAUGAAAUCUAGAUGAAUCCUUACCAAAGCUACAAGCGUUCUUUAGUCAAGAGCAGUUAGUCAUGUUAACUUUACUGACAGACAGAAUUAAUGGUUCCUGUCACUUUAAGAUCUGCGCUUGCUGACAUGAUUCUCUCACUACUAUUUACUUCCAUUUGAGAUUUUAUUUCGGCUAACUCAUUUAAGACUGUUCUUUUGAGGAUACUCGACAAAACUGACAUUUUGGCAUAAAUGCGCGAAAGAGAACUCGAUACUGGCCCGUCUUAUUGUGCGUCGUGUGUGUGUGUGUUUGUGCGCGCACGUGUGUCAGGAGGACAUUCACUGACAGCGCGUUCUCUUUUGUCUUGUCGCGCAUGAGUGGUUUUAUCAUUUGCGUGAAUAAGAGCAUGAUCAUAACCCGAGCUAAAGGAUGACGGACAGAACAGAUGCUGCGUUAAUUGCAUUGAAUAUUUUAACGUGAAG